GUCUCGGAGGAGAGUGGCGAACAGAACGGAGACCAUCCAUACAAAUGCAUUAGGUUUACACUGCAUUUCAACAUAACACACUUAUUGAAUGCCUAGCUACUAUGCAAAGGGGACAAUGGAUUCGAAAAGGGAGAGAAAUUCCCUUGUCGAUUGUCUCAGGAAUAAUAUAGCACGCGCCCUUUACUAAAGUAACUGAUACCGCACAAAAGCUGGGAAACGUAACGGGGAAGAGAACCGCGAACAAUGCAGCGAGGAUGAUUUCUGCCAGAAAAACUCCGGAGAAGAGUCGCUAUCACUUUCAUUAUCUGGUGUGGCAUAAUAAACACCGGCAACUGGAGAAAGAGCUCUCGGCGCUUGAGCAGUUAGAUUUAGAAGUUUUGGACCCACGGGGUCGGACUCCUCUCCACCUGGCCGUGACAUUGGGCCACCUAGACUGUGCCCAUCUGUUACUCCAGCAUGGAGCAGAUGUCAGCAAAGAAAACAGAAAUGGUUGGACAGUGUUGCAGGAAGCCAUUAGCACACGUGACCCAGAGCUGGUACGCCUGGUGCUGCAUUACCGUGACUACCAACGCACCACCAAGCGUCUGGCAGGAAUCCCACGCCUACUGGAGAGACUCCGGCAGGCACAGGAUUUUUAUGUGGAGAUGAAGUGGGAGUUUACAAGCUGGGUUCCAUUAGUGUCUCGAAUCUGUCCGAGUGACACUUAUCGGGUAUGGAAGAGUGGUCAGUGCCUCCGCGUGGAUAUGACGCUCAUGGGAUUUGAGCAAAUGACCUGGCAGAGAGGGAAUCGCAGCUUCAUUUUCAGGGGUCAAGACUCCAGUGCCAUGGUAAUGGAAGUGGAUCAUGACAGACAGCUGGUGUUUUGCGAGACGCUCCCAUGCCUGUCUUCCUCCCCUUCCUCGCCCACUUCCCCCUCUUCCAGGGUAAGCACUACCGCUUUGAGCCUUUUAGGGGCACUACAGCCCAGCUACGAACAAGUGGCGGCACGUCUAUCCGCUCCUGUGGUGGCAACGCAGCUCGACACCAGGAACAUCUCCUUUGAGAGGAAUAAAACGGGCGUUCUUGGCUGGCGAAGUGAGAAAACUGAGGUGGUGAAUGGGUACGAAGCAAAGGUUUAUUGUGCCUCUAACGUAGAGCUGAUCACACGAACACGCACUGACCAUCUCACUGACCAGCACAAAACAAAACCGAAAGGUGGUAAGUCACCUCUGCAGUCCUUCCUGGGUAUUGCCGAGCAGCAUGUGGGCCCAAACAAUGGACACACUCUGGUGAAGCAGAUAUCGUCCCCUGUAACAAACCCUUCGGCCCUGACGGCUGAGGAGUACUUUAACCCAAACCUCAGUCAUAGUCAAAGAGACAUCGGUCAGCCCUGUCACCUCACCACCAAAACACAAAGGUUCAAAGCUAAGUUAUGGCUGUGUGAAUCACACCCUUUAUCUCUGGCGGAUCAGGUGGCUCCUAUCAUCGACCUCAUGGCCAUCUCCAAUGCCCUGUUUGCUAAGCUUAGGGACUUCAUCACAUUACGCCUGCCCCCUGGAUUCCCGGUCAAGAUAGAAAUUCCCAUCUAUCAUAUCCUGAAUGCACGCAUCACCUUCGGUAACCUGAACGGCUGUGAGGAUGGCGGUUUGCCUAGGGUGGACUCUGAGAGGGUUGGACAGAAGGACCGUCCCAGGACAGAGACACCGUCUCCAGGCAGUGACUCUUCCAGUGUGUCCAGCUCUAGUUCCACAAACUCAUGUCGCGGGGGAGAGAUCCCACCUUGUGUGUUUGAAGCUCCACGGGGAUACAGCGUGUUAGGCGGAAACCAGAGGCAGAACAUAAGAGAAGAGGAAGAUGAUUUGUUACAGUAUGCCAUACAGCAGAGCCUCAUAGAAUCUGGAUCAGAGUACGACCAGGUGACAAUCUGGGAGGCUUUAACCAACAGUAAGCCAGGAUCACACACUCUGUCCUGUGACCCCAGCCGCCUCGAAAGGACCCCACAGCACAAACCCAGACCCCUGGAAAGCCCUCGCAGCACACCAACCAAUAAACCACCAAGCAGCUACAACGAGCAGCUGCGUCUAGCAAUGGAACUAUCCGCCCGUGAGCAGGAAGAGGCGGAGCUUCGUCAGAGACAAGAGGAAGAGGAACUGCAGCGAAUCAUACAGCUGUCACUCAUGGAGAAGUGACACAACUCGGGACUAAUGGGAAACUAGGGGUGGGAGAGCAUGCCUAGGGAUACGUAACGUAAACAAUAUGAACUGUGAUUGGCCGCUCUCAAAUACCCCACCCUCUUCUUCCAUAGAACUGGGUAACAGCGACUUUGGACCAGUCCGAGUCAUUCAGAACGUCCUCACUCUGCAAGUUUACAACCAUUUCAUGGCAAUCCACUGACUGAUCAGCACCAGUUUGGUGCAUGGGGCCGUUCUUUAAAUGUUUGUAUGUGUGUUAAUGGCUGAGAAAGCUCUUCUUUAAGUUUAUGUCUGAAAGCCAUCAUCCAAGCUCUCUUAAAAAACUUCUUUCAAGCUCACAGAGGAGUUCUGAGGGUAAUGUUGAAUUUUGUCACAUUUUAAUUAUAAAUAAUGGAAGCAUUUUGGUUUUUAAGGCACAAAGAUCUCUGCACUUGGAGAUGGGACAGAGGAGCUUUGAUUAGUUCUAAUAGACUGAUAAUUCAACCAGUGGAGAAAUGACUGUAUUGGUACAACUGACAGGUAAUAAAAAGGCAAAUUCAAAGGGAAAAAAUACAUUUCAGGUACACGUCAUUUAUGACUAAAUGAUUCGGUUGAAUCUGAAUCAGAUCCUCAUUGCAAUACUCAUAAAUUGUGUUCUAAAUGCAACUCAUAAUUCACAUUCAAUGCAGUGUGUGCUCUACUUAAAAUGGUGCUAAGUUCAUCUUUUUAUCGAGUCUUGUGUAUGUUAAUAAUUGUACAUGUCAUGACAAGCAUUCCUCUGUUCAGUAACUCAACAACAAACAAACAAGCUUUCCUUCUGUUUAAGAUCCUUUCAUUACCUCCAUACAUUGCUUCAUUCAACAUUACCAUUAGAGCUCAUUAUCCCAGACAAAUUAGUUUCAUGACUGGAACUCCUGGGACAGCUAAUCAAAAAUCAAAUUGUGCUUUCAAAAGGGGUGCCAGUUCUGGAAUAAAUCAUGAGAGGAAUCACUCCUAGAGAGAUAAUGCCCUGAAUUAAGACAAAAAAUGACUUCUAUUGGAGGAUCUUAAAAUAGAUGUUUCUCCUUUGUCAAAUAUAUUCUGGGUCUGAGUGACACACCCUCAGGAGUUGAUGUAUGGUGAAACUGAUCAAAACGAAGGAAACAUGGCCAUACUUCACUUUGGAAAAGCAUCUACGGAAAAGCACAAGGCAUGAAUGGGAUCAUUCACCCAGAAAUGCAAAUUCUGUCAUCAUUUAGUACCCUGUUGUUCCAAACCUGAAUGACUUUCUUACUUCUGUGAACACAAAAGAUGUUGUCAGGUUGAAUGUUAGCCUCAGUCACCAUUCACUUUUACUACACCUUUUUUUCCUACAGAUAAUGAAAGUGAAUGGUGGCUGAGAUUAACAUUCUCUCUAAUAUUUGAAGAAAGUCAGUCAUACAGGCAUGGAACAUCAUAAUGGGGAGCAAAUUAUGACAGAGUUAUAAUUUUUUUGGGUGAACUAUCUCUUUAGCAUCCUAGACGUUUUCAAAGAAAAGAACUAAUGAAAGUCUGUCCAGUGGUUUAGCUCCUGAUAAACAAAUAUAUAGGUUUUAUUUGAUAAAGAAUUAAGAUUGUCCGACUUGCCAGGGUUCAGUCUUUAAGAAAUGCUUGAAAUGACUCAAUGUUUUAGGAUAAAAAUUAUAAGAGCAUUAUUUAUAUUAAACCUUUUUAAGGAAUAGUUCACCUUAAAAUGAAAAUUCUCCCAUUAUUUACUCACCCUCAUGCCAUCCCAGAUGUGUAUAACUUUCUUUCAGCAGAGCAAAAACAAAGAUUUUUAGUAGAAUAUUUCAGCUCUAUAGGUCCAUACAAUGCAAGUGAAUGGUGGCCAAAACUUUGAAGUUCCAAAAAGCACAAAGCAUACAAAUUAAAAGACUCCAGUGGUUAAAUCCAUAUCUUCAGAAGUGAUAUAAGUGUGGGUGAGAAACAGAUUAAUAUUUAAGUCCUUUUAUUUAUAUUCUUUACUACAAAUCUCCACUUUCACUUACACAUUCUUCUUUUGUUUUUGGAGAUUUACAUUCUUUGGGCAUAUGGCCACCUACUGGGCGGAGAAGAAUUUAUAGUAAAAAAAAGGACUUCUUACCCACAUCUUUCAAAUUGCUUUUGAAGAUAUACAUUUAACCACUGGAGUCAUAUGGAUUACUUCUAUGCUGCCUUAAUGUGGUUUUUGGAAUUUCAAAUUUCUGAAUCACCAUUCACUUAAAUUCUGAGGAUCCGCAGAGCUGAGAUAUUCUUCUAAAAAUCUUCAUUUGUGUUUCGCAGAAGUCAUACACAUCUGGGAUGGCAUGAGGGUAAUCUAAAUGAGAAUUUUCAUUUUUGGGUGAACUAUCCCUUUAAAUAAAGUUGGACCUGAUUUGGUUGAUGCUGUGGUUUGUGUGGAGUGCUGCUAUAGUGUAUGUGACUGAAUUAUAUUGUUCACAUUUGAAACUUAAAGGCAUUCAAAAUAAAGGAUACGAAAUGUAACAUGAACACAACUGUCAGGUGUUGUGAAUGUGCAAUUACAUAUCAAGGA
Xyrauchen texanus (razorback sucker) is the source of this 4680-nucleotide messenger RNA. RefSeq names its product ankyrin repeat domain 13B (gene ankrd13b). Gene Ontology annotation, cellular component: cytoplasm. The transcript is spliced from 15 exons. Bases 255 to 2168 code for a protein of 637 amino acids. The record is from RefSeq and is a predicted model, not a curated record. NCBI's taxonomy places the organism in Eukaryota, Metazoa, Chordata, Actinopteri, Cypriniformes, Catostomidae. Gene Ontology annotation, molecular function: protein binding.